GUGUGCGGGAAGUCGUUCAAUAGAAUGUACAAUCUGCUGGGUCACAUGCACCUCCACGCCGGAUCCAAACCCUUCAAGUGUCCUUACUGCUCCUCUAAGUUUAACCUGAAGGGGAACCUCAGCCGACACAUGAAGGUCAAACACGGCAUGGACAUCUCACCUGAUGGACAAGGUGAGGUUUUACCCUUCACCCUAACCGUUUACCCUUUAACCCUAACCCUUUACCCUAACCCUUUACCCUAACCCUUUACCCUUUACCCUAACCCAGCAUGGACAUCUCACCUGACAGACAAGGUAGGGCUUUACUUUUUUCCCAAACCCUGAACUUUAUCCUAACCCUUUACCCUUGUGUCAUCUUGAUGACUGUCCAGUAAUAUGGUCAAGUGCAGCAAAGAAAGACCUAGAAAGCUGCAGCUGGCUCAAAACAGAGCAACACGCCUUGCCCUGUACUGCACAUACACAACUAACAUCAACAACAUGCAUGCCAGUCUUUCCUGGUUGAGGGUUGACGAGAGAUGAACUGCUUCUCUUCUAGUUUUUAUGAGAAAUAUUACUGAUGGACAUUUCCAGAUUGUCUGCAUAAUCAAAUAACAUACAGCUCAGACACCCAUACAUACCACCAGGGGUCUCUUCACAGUCCCCAAAUCCACGGUGUUGUGAUCCUGUUGGUUCUACCACGGUGUUGUGAUCCUGUUGGUUCUACCACUGUGUUGUGAUCCUGUUGGUUCUACCACUGUGUUGUGAUCCUGUUGGUUCUACCACUGUGUUGUGAUCCUGUUGGUUCUACCACUGUGUUGUGAUCCUGUUGGUUCUACCACUGUGUUGUGAUCCUGUUGGUUCUACUACGGUGUUGUGAUCCUGUUGGUUCUACCACUGUGUUGAUCCUGUUGGUUCUACCACUGUGUUGUGAUCCUGUUGGUUCUACCACUGUGUUGUGAUCCUGUUGGUUCUACCACGGUGUUGAUCCUGUUGGUUCUACCACUGUGUUGUGAUCCUGUUGGUUCUACCACUGUGUUGUGAUCCUGUUGGUUCUACCACGGUGUUGAUCCUGUUGGUUCUACCACUGUGUUGUGAUCCUGUUGGUUCUACCACUGUGUUGAUCCUGUUGGUUCUACCACGGUGUUGUGAUCCUGUUGGUUCUACCACGGUGUUGAUCCUGUUGGUUCUACCACUGUGUUGUGAUCCUGUUGGUUCUACCACUGUGUUGUGAUCCUGUUGGUUCUACCACUGUGUUGUGAUCCUGUUGGUUCUACCACGGUGUUGUGAUCCUGUUGGUUCUACCACGGUGUUGAUCCUGUUGGUUCUACCACUGUGUUGUGAUCCUGUUGGUUCUACCACUGUGUUGUGAUCCUGUUGGUUCUACCACGGUGUUGUGAUCCUGUUGGUUCUACCACUGUGUUGUGAUCCUGUUGGUUCUACCACUGUGUUGUGAUCCUGUUGGUUCUACCACUGUGUUGUGAUCCUGUUGGUUCUACCACUGUGUUGUGAUCCUGUUGGUUCUACCACUGUGUUGUGAUCCUGUUGGUUCUACCACUGUGUUCUUGGUUGGUGUUAGGGUUGGUUCUACCAUUGUGUUCUGGGUUAGGGUUGGUUCUACCACUGUGUUCUGGGUUAGGGUUAGGGUUGGUUCUACCAUUGUGUUCUGGGUUAGGGUUGGUUCUACACGUGUUUGGUUAGGGUUGGUUCUACCACUGUGUUCUGGGUUAGGGUUAGGGUUGGUUCUACCCAUGUGUUGGUUGGUUAGGGUGGUUCUACCAUGUGUUCUGGUAGGGUUGGUUCUACCACUGUGUUCUGGUUAGGUUAGGUUGGUUCUACCAGGUGUUCGUUGGUUCUACCACUGUGUUUGUUAGUAGUUGGUUUACCACUGUGUUGGUUAGGUUGGUUGUCUACCACUGUUGUGAUCUGUGGUUUACCACUGUGUUGUGAUCUGUUGGUUUACCACGUGGAUCCUGUGGUUCUACGGUGUGUGAUCCUGUUGGUUCUACCACGUGUGUGAUCCUGUGGUUCUACCACUGUGUUGAUCCUGUUGGUUCUACCACUGUGUUGUGAUCCUGUUGGUUCUACCACUGUGUUGUGAUCCUGUUGGUUCUACCACUGUGUUGUGAUCCUGUUGGUUCUACCACUGUGUUGUGAUCCUGUUGGUUCUACCACUGUGUUGUGAUCCUGUUGGUUCUACCACGGUGUUGUGAUCCUGUUGGUUCUACCACUGUGUUGUGAUCCUGUUGGUUCUACCACUGUGUUGUGAUCCUGUUGGUUCUACCACUGUGUUGUGAUCCUGUUGGUUCUACCACUGUGUUGUGAUCCUGUUGGUUCUACCACUGUGUUCUGGGUUGGGGUUAUGGUUGGUUCUACCACUGUGUUGUGAUCCUGUUGGUUCUACCAUGGUGUUAUGGGUUGGGGUUAGGGUUGGUUCUACCACUGUGUUCUGGGUUAGGGUUGGUUCUACCACUGUGUUCGGUGGGUUGGUUGGUUCUACCACUGUGUUGGGUGGGGUUAGGGUUGGUUCUACCACUGUGUUUGGUUGGGUUAGGGUUGGUUCUACCAUGUGUUGUGGUUAGGUUGGUUCUACCACGUGUUCGGGUUGGUUAGGUUGGUUCUCUGUGUUUGGUUAUGGGUUGGUUCUACCACUGUGUUUGUUGGUUGGUUGGUUCUACCAUGUGUUCUGGGUUGGGGUUGGUUCUCACUGUGUUGUUGGUUGGUUUCUACCACUGUGUUCUGUGGGGUUAGGGUUGGUUCUACCACUGUGUUCUGGGUUGGGGUUAGGUUGGUUCUACCACUGUGUUCUGGGUUGGGGUUAGGGUUGGUUCUACCACUGUGUUCUGGGUUGGGGUUAGGGUUGGUUCUACCAUUGUGUUCUGGGUUGGGGUUGGUUCUACCAUUGUGUUCUGGGUUGGGGUUGGUUCUACCAUUGUGUUGAUCCUGUUGCUUCUACCACGGUGUUCUUGGUUGGUGUUAGGGUUGGUUCUGCCACGGUGUUCUGGGUUGGGGUUAGGGUUGGUUAUACCACUGUACUCUCCAUAACAGCCCUUUUUCUCUGUGUUCCCAGAUGCUCUUCCUGAGAUGGAGGACCAGGGCCACUAUGAGGAGGACAACUUUGACUUCGGGGCCUCUGGGGCCAACAACAACAUGGAUAAUGGAGGCUCCCAGAACCUCACCAAGCUCACCACGGCAAACAUGGAGGACAUGGACAACUAUUACAGCUUUGGGAAGGAUACAGCUAACUACAACACGCCUUGA
Coregonus sp. 'balchen' is the source of this 3237-nucleotide messenger RNA. NCBI's taxonomy places the organism in Eukaryota, Metazoa, Chordata, Actinopteri, Salmoniformes, Salmonidae. The record is from the annotation of a GenBank genome assembly.